AGAAUCCCUAAAAAAAUGACAGUUUUGAAGGAGCUGGCGGUCCGGCGGCCGGUGGCGGCGACGAUCCGGCUCACCGUGCCGGCGGGUGCCGCCCGGCCGGCGCCACCGGUCGGCCCGGCUCUCGGCCAGUACCGGCUAAAUCUGAUGGCUUUCUGCAAGGAUUUCAACGCCAGAACGCAGAAGUACAAGCCUGAGACUCCAAUGGCCGUGACCAUCACCGCCUUCAAGGACAACACCUUUGAGUUCACCGUGAAGUCGCCGUCGGUGACCUGGUUCAUCAAGAAGGCCGCCGGGAUCGAAUCCGGCAGCAGCCGCCCCGGCCACGUUGUCGCCUCCUCGAUCUCUAUCCGCCAUGUCUUCGAGAUUGCCAAGGUGAAGCAAUCUGACCCUUUUUGCCAGUUCAUGCCUCUUGAAUCCAUUUGCAAGUCCAUUAUUGGUACUGCUAAUGCUAUGGGGAUUCAGGUUGUCAAAGAUCUUUGAAAUUUCAUUGAAAAAAAUGACAUUUUUCACAUAAAACAAUCCAAGUACUCAUUGUUGCUCUUUGAAUCAUAACUAUGCACUGCUAUGUUUUAUGUUUUUGAAGUUACACUUGAUUCUGAUUUUUCUAA
Molecule: messenger RNA, 608 nt
Organism: Dioscorea cayenensis subsp. rotundata (Guinea yam)
Lineage: Eukaryota; Viridiplantae; Streptophyta; Magnoliopsida; Dioscoreales; Dioscoreaceae
Product: 54S ribosomal protein L19, mitochondrial
Exons: 1
Coding region: 16-480 (154 amino acids)
Biological process (GO): translation
Cellular component (GO): large ribosomal subunit; ribosome
Molecular function (GO): large ribosomal subunit rRNA binding; structural constituent of ribosome
Source: RefSeq, a predicted model, not a curated record